This is a messenger RNA of Symbiodinium pilosum, 804 nucleotides long. The record is from the annotation of a GenBank genome assembly. Lineage: Eukaryota; Dinophyceae; Suessiales; Symbiodiniaceae.
GAGAAAGGAGAGUGGAAAUCUGAUCUGCUGGCGCGGGACGAGCUUCCUCCAAAGAAGCCUGGAACUGUGCGAUUGGUGCUGGUAUCCGACACGCACGAAAGGCAUGCGGGGAUUCGCCUACCUGCUUGCGAUGCUGUGCUACAUAGCGGAGAUAUCCUUGCCAGCAGCCGAUGGGCACCACAAGUGCACGCCGAGGAUGUCCUGAAAGACUUUGGGGAUUGGCUGCGAGCUACAAAGUGUUCGUCGCGGUUCGUCAUUGCAGGGAAUCACGACUACUGGAUCGAGCACUUGGGGCACGAAGCGGUGCAAGAGCUUUUGGGAGAUGGUGUGCAGUAUCUCGAGUUUUCCUCUGGCUCUUUUCGCGCGCGCCUGGAUCCAUCUUCAAGCAGUGAGGUUGAGGUCUCCGUGUUUGGGGCACCCGUGUCCGCCGGAAAGAGCCCAAACCGGGCCUUCCAGCACACAGAUGCCGUGGAGCAGCUAAAGUCAACCUCGCCGGACAAGUCCGACAUCCUCAUGACGCAUGGGCCGUUGCUGUCUGGGUCCAAGAAAGGGCUACGAGAAAUUGGCGCAGUGCUGCAACGGAUGCAGCCGUCAUUGCAUGUCUGCGGCCACGUUCACUGGCGCUGGGGGACCAUCGUGCCCAUGUCAGAUUAUGUCAGCGCCCCUGGCGUUUCCAUCAAUGCCUCCAUCAUGCGCAGCGUGGGAAAGAUACAGGGCCAGCGUCCUCUCAAUGCGCCCAUCGUGUGCGACCUCCCCCUACAUGGCAAGCUUCCGGUCGCACCGGCCAACGACACGUGCAGCUAG